UUGUUUAAUUGUGGUAAAAAUCGUCAUAUUUGGUCAUUUACAGAUGCUAAAGAUCCAGUUACUGGGCUGCUAUCGUUAAAGAAGACUCGGUUGGUCGACGUCAAUUGGGCACGAUUCAUAUCAUUCCUUGUUUGGUACGACGAUAACCUAUUAGCAGUUGCUCGUUGUGAAAAUGACCGUAUCAUUAAAAUCGACUUGGAAACUGGCGUUGUAACUGUCGUCCAAGAACCAAGUGUAGCAGUAGUCUGGAUGGGAGUCACACCAUUGUCGAACAUGGUGGUGGUAGCUACUACGAAUGGGAUGUUUGAGGAAAUAAUGAAAGAUGCCGAAAUACGUCUGAAAUUUCAAGUGCCACCUUCAGAGAGCUACGACGUGAAAUUUGCUGGUGAUGUCAUCGUAGUUCUAACACCGGACCAUGAGUUAUUCGUUAACGGUCGACUAUUCGCCGACUCUGUGACGUCCUAUUUGAUCUCGGAUGACGUCUGUAUUUAUAUUACGUUGAACAACAAACUGCGAUUCAUGUCACUGACUACUUCUGAAAACCUCUGUUCUGGUACGUUUUUUUUAAAAUGA
Messenger RNA from Angiostrongylus costaricensis, 573 nucleotides. NCBI's taxonomy places the organism in Eukaryota, Metazoa, Nematoda, Chromadorea, Rhabditida, Metastrongylidae. The record is from the annotation of a GenBank genome assembly.